Molecule: messenger RNA, 1623 nt
Organism: Aspergillus sclerotioniger CBS 115572
Lineage: Eukaryota; Fungi; Ascomycota; Eurotiomycetes; Eurotiales; Aspergillaceae
Product: general substrate transporter
Exons: 2
Coding region: 1-1623 (540 amino acids)
Biological process (GO): transmembrane transport
Cellular component (GO): membrane
Molecular function (GO): myo-inositol:proton symporter activity
Source: RefSeq, a predicted model, not a curated record
AUGGCUUCCGAGAAAGACUUCAAGUCUAGCUUGGAUCUCAAAGAUUCCGAUGCCAAACACAUCGAAGUCGCCGACCAUGCCCCGAAUCAGGACGCUCUCGCAACCAGCGUCAAUGAUCUCCCCAUCACCUGGUUCGUAUGGCUGGUGGCCUUCACAGCCUCCAUUGCGGGUAUGCUGUUUGGUUACGACACGGGUAUCAUCUCCGGCGUGCUGGUGGUCCUCAAGGACGACCUGAACAAUCGACCAGUCACCAGUGCCGAAAAGGAGAUGAUCACCUCGCUGUGCUCUGGCGGCGCCUUCAUCGGCGCCAUCUUCGCCGGCAACACCGCAGACCGAUUUGGCCGCAAAAUGGCCAUCUACCUCGGGUGUGUUCUCUUUGUGAUUGGCUCCGUCCUGCAAGCGACCGCCUACACGAUCGCACAAAUGAGCGUGGGGCGAGUCGUCGUGGGCCUGGGCGUUGGGUCGGCGGCGAUGGUUGUGCCCUUGUACAUUGCGGAGAUCGCACCCUCCCGGGCGCGCGGCCGUCUAAUCGGGCUAAACAACAUGUCCAUCACCGGGGGACAGAUCAUCUCCUAUGCCAUUGGAGCGGCCUUUGCGGACGUCAGUCACGGCUGGCGCUACAUGGUCGGACUGGGCGGACUUCCAGCCCUUAUCCUCGGCUUUAUGAUGCCGUUUUGUCCCGAGUCGCCGCGCCAUCUCGUCUACAAUGGGCGAAACGAGGAAGCCCGUGCCGUGCUUUGCCGAAUCUACAGCGCCGCUGCAACCAACGAGCAGAUCGACGCGCAGCUGGCAUCCAUCCGCGUGGCAUGCGAUCAGGCCCGCGAGAUCAACGAGACGGGAAGCAAGUGGUCGAAGAUCGUGAAACUGCAUACCGUGCCCAGCAAUCUACGCGCGCUGAUCAGUGCCUGUGGGUUGAUGGUUAUUUCACAGAUGAGCGGAUUCAAUGCCCUCAUGUAUUACUCGUCGACGCUGUUUUCCUUGGUAGGGUUUGAUGACUCCACGGCCGUGGGUCUCGUGGUCGCAGGCACCAACUUUAUUAUGACUUGGGUGAAUAUGAUGGUCGUGGACGGCUGGGGACGUCGACGGUUACUUCUCUCCACUGUCUGGGGUAUGGCGGUGGGGUUUGUGGCCGUCGCCGUUUCGAUCCACUUCAUCCCGGUCAACAUGGAGACCCUGGAGCCACUCAACCCGGGCGUCUCCGGCCCUGCAAUUGCAGUGCUCGUAUUUGUGAUCUGGUUCGUGGUCUUCUACGGCGUAUCUGUCGGCAACACCGCCUGGAUGAGCACGGAUUUCUUCCCACUUGAAGUGCGGGCCAUGGGCACCAUGUGGAUGACCUGCUCCAACUGGGGCAGUAACGUCAUUGUCUCCAGUACCUUCUUGACCAUGGCUAAAUUCAUGACCCUCUCCGGUGCAUUCGGAUUCUACGCCGCCAUUUGCGGGAUUUCCUACGUGUGGAUCUACUUCUUCUACCCCGAAGUAUCUGGCUUAGUCCUCGAAGAAGUGCAAGAGGUAUUCGAGCAUGGUUUCGGAGUCAACUACGCCCGUCAGCUGCGCAAAGAGCGAAAAGACAUCAUCGAGGAGCGGAUGAGGAGCGCGGACAAGCCAAUUCCCAUGGGGCAUUAG